AUGGUUGAUCAAGGAAGCGUUGUGGAUGUGAUGUAUCCAGAUUUGUACAAGGGGCUAGGUUUGAAACCAGAGGACUUAACAACUUAUAAUUCCCCUCUAGUGAGUUUUGAGGGAAGGUUGGUCACUCCUAUGGGGCUAAUCAGGCUGCCCGUGCAGUCAGGCACGGAUGUGGUAGAGGUGGAUUUUAUUGUUGUAGAUGUUUUUUCUCCGUACACGGCUAUUGUGGGCAGACCUUGGCUUCACACCCUUAAAGCGGUGUCGUCCACCCUACAUCAUAAGGUGAAAUACCCAUCCAGAGACCAAGUGCUGGAGAUCGUAGGGAGUCAGGCGGCUGCUCGGCAAUGCCAAGUAGCGGCUAUACAGCAUCGGCCAAAGGCAGAAACCUCGGCUAUCGCCGAUAAUGAGUUAUAG
Molecule: messenger RNA, 411 nt
Organism: Quercus lobata
Lineage: Eukaryota; Viridiplantae; Streptophyta; Magnoliopsida; Fagales; Fagaceae
Exons: 1
Coding region: 1-411 (136 amino acids)
Source: RefSeq, a predicted model, not a curated record